Molecule: messenger RNA, 642 nt
Organism: Meriones unguiculatus (Mongolian gerbil)
Lineage: Eukaryota; Metazoa; Chordata; Mammalia; Rodentia; Muridae
Product: oocyte-expressed protein homolog
Exons: 3
Coding region: 1-579 (192 amino acids)
Biological process (GO): establishment or maintenance of apical/basal cell polarity; embryonic pattern specification
Cellular component (GO): apical cortex; protein-containing complex
Molecular function (GO): RNA binding
Source: RefSeq, a predicted model, not a curated record
AUGGGGCACUGCAUUUCCUGCUUGCAAGAGGAGACCUCUGGGAUGGAGCCUCACACCGCUGAUGCUCAGGCGACGCCAGAUGAUCCCACGUGGGGGCCCUCCUCGCUGAGGCUGCUCAGAGCCCCGCCUGUGUCCCUGCGGCUUCGCGUGCGGCCCUGGUGGUUCCCAGCGCAGGAACUCAGCAACCCUCUGGUAUUCUUCAUGGAAGCCUGGAUCGCAGAGAAAAUUUUUGGUCCUAACCAAGCCAAAAUCUCAGAAAUGGAGUGGAUGACCCAGACCUUGCUGACAGUGGACACAGCCGACUCUGGAAACCUAACUGAAAUCACCGUCUUUGGACGACCCAGCGCACAAGCUCGAAUAAGAAGAAUGCUCUUGAGCAAGGCAGAAAUGCACAAAGAAAAGGUCAUCAGGAGAGCUACAAAGAUGAAACAACUAGAAGAAUUCUUGAAAGUUCAUUCCCCAAUCAACCUGUGUAACACAGAGCAGGAGACACACGCGGACACCCCUGCUUCGGCUGCUGGAGGUGAAGACAAACAUGGAUUCUUAAAGUCUCUGUACCUUCCUUUCCUGCCUUCAUGAGUGCAUUCGGUUUGCUUGUUUUCCUUUGCAAAUAGCAAUUAUGUAGAACUGUUCCAAUAUAGG